UUGAGCGGUCUCCCAGCGCUUUCUGGUAGAUUUGCCGGUAUGAUGCCCCGUUUACCAGGCAUCCAGUUGGAGAUUUCCAUCAACGGCAAGAAGACUGCCCAGCAAAUCACCGAGAAGCAGCACCAGGCCGAUGCCGAGCUCUCCAUGGCCACCCCGUUGGAAAGGUUGGCAGAACAGAUUGCCCAGAGACAGGCCGGCAACAAGCCAAUAUACAUAGACAACGGGAUCUUCCUUGCGGCGCCAAAGAAGAAGACGUCGUACAUGAAAAGACGUAGAAGACAAUUGGCGCCAAGCGACAAACACGUCAAAUUUUUGGACUCGUUGGGGAGAUGCCCUGCAUGUGGUAACUUCAAGAGACAGCACACCUUGUGCAUGAGCUGUUUUGGCGAAAUCAAAGCAAUGUUGAAGAAGGACCAGGGCGGUGUGGCGCCUACUAAGACCCCCGAAACCUUGGAAAUGGAUACAACCGACAAGAAGAUUUUAUAUCCGAGCAAGUUCUUGAAGCACGACGACUUUUUGAAGGAGGAAAUGAAGCCGCAGUACAUCUUGACCCGUUCCAAGACCUUACCGUUCGACAGAACCGUCAGUCCUAAGAAG
Messenger RNA from Babjeviella inositovora NRRL Y-12698, 597 nucleotides. Its product is annotated as mitochondrial 54S ribosomal protein bL32m. Gene Ontology annotation, molecular function: structural constituent of ribosome. Gene Ontology annotation, biological process: translation. Lineage: Eukaryota; Fungi; Ascomycota; Pichiomycetes; Serinales. The record is from RefSeq and is a predicted model, not a curated record. The transcript has a single exon. The annotation marks the transcript as partial. Gene Ontology annotation, cellular component: mitochondrial large ribosomal subunit.